This is a messenger RNA of Peromyscus californicus insignis, 3553 nucleotides long. It is a transcript of the gene Lrrc3, whose product is annotated as leucine rich repeat containing 3. The coding region runs from base 25 to 1257 and encodes 410 amino acids. The record is from RefSeq and is a predicted model, not a curated record. Lineage: Eukaryota; Metazoa; Chordata; Mammalia; Rodentia; Cricetidae. The transcript has 2 exons. Gene Ontology annotation, cellular component: plasma membrane. Gene Ontology annotation, molecular function: protein binding.
CGUCCCCUAAGGCACACAACACCAAUGCCCCCUAUCAGGACCCCUUCUCACCGGUCCCAUCCCUAUAGCAAGGCGCCUCUCCACCCUGUCCCUCCCUUCAAGGCCCCGCCCCAACAGGCAGAACCCCGCCCCCCUGGCCUCACCCCUCUUAUUCCGACCCCGCCACCAUCCUGCCCCUCCUCUUGCCGGUCCCUCCCCUAUCUCAAAGGCCCCCGCCCCUCCCGCCCGGGCUUGCCAGCCGCCCUCCUCUACUGGCCGCUGGGUGGGCGCGGGGCGGCUCGCCGCGGAGCUGGGAGAGCUCUGGCCAGGCUUCGGGAAGCUCGGAAGGCUCAGAGCAGCCACGGCCGCUCAGAACUGAGACCAUUAGGCUCUUCUGCAGGUGAGGACACAGAGUUUGUGUUGGAUGACUGCCCGCAACGUGGGGAAGGACACCCGCCUGCAAAUCCCAGUAGAGAAGAGCCACCUGGGUCAGGUGGAGGCAAGAUGGGCCCCAGGGGCAGACAGAGCCCCUCAUCCCCACUGGCGCCCUCCCAAGGGUCUUGUUUUUUCAUCCUCUUCUGCUUGCGCUUAGGUGCCUCCUGCCCACAGGCCUGCCAGUGCCCUGACCAUGCUGGGGCUGUGACUGUCCAUUGCAGCUCAAAAGGCCUGCAGGAGAUCCCUAGGGACAUCCCAGCGGACACGGUGCUCUUGAAGCUAGAUGCCAACAGAAUCUCCCGAGUCCCCAAUGGAGCCUUCCAGAACCUGCCCCAGCUGAGGGAGCUGGACCUGUCCCAUAACGCCAUCGAGGCCAUUGGGCCUGCAGCCUUCUCAGGUCUGGCUGGGGGCCUGCGGCUUCUGGAUUUAUCCCACAAUCGCAUCCGAAGAAUUCCAAAGGACGCACUGGGCAAGCUGAGUGCCAAGAUCCGCCUGUCCCACAAUCCACUGCACUGUGAGUGUGCUCUGCAGGAGGCCCUGUGGGAGCUGAAACUGGACCCUGACUCUGUGGAUGAAAUUGCCUGCCACACCUCAGCACAGGAGCAGUUCGUGGGGAAGCCACUGAUCCAGGUCUUGGACUCGGGUGCCAGCUUCUGCAGUACCCACCGGAAGACCACUGAUGUGGCCAUGCUGGUCACCAUGUUCUGCUGGUUCACCAUGGUGAUUGCCUAUGUCGUGUACUACGUGCGCCACAACCAGGAAGAUGCCAGGCGACACCUGGAGUACCUGAAGUCCCUGCCUAGUGUGCCAGUCUCCAAGGAGCCUCUCAGCCCUGUGCCCUAGCGCCUGCCUCUGGUGGGCCACUGAGCCUGGCUGUCCUGGUUUCUGCACCAGGGGAGGUGAUGGUGCUCUUGUGUUCUGGGGAGGUGCAUUGCAACUGCUUCUGCACAGCUCCAAAAGCACUUUCAUUGGCAUUUCGUCUCAGCAGCCACUGCCUGCACAGUAGGGGAUUUGCCCAUCUUAAUGGGUAGGUAAACUGAGGUUUAGAGAAAUGGAAGACCUUGCCAGGGCUGGAUUCAGCUGGCACUCAAACCCAGGCUGCUUGUGGUGUAGGUCUGCGACCCCUCUGAUCUGCCAUCGUUUUCUACCCGGUGCUGUGGGAAGUGGAUAUUCGUGCACACGAAGAUGGGGCCCUGGUGGGGAGGAUGGCUGUAGCAUUGUCAAUCAGAGGCAUCAGCAGCUUUGCCGCUGGGGAAUGGCUCACUCUGUUUACCGUUGCUCUCCCAGGACAUCUGAACAAAGAUGUUGCCCUUUCCCAGAGCAAAGCACUGGCGAUCUAGACCUUUCUGGAGAGGUCAGUGCAAAGGACAGCCUGUACCGGCCCGCACUGACCUUUGUUCUGGGAGUGCUUGGGUUGCCCUUGUGCCAAAAUUUUGGUCCAUUGACAGGGAGGAAAUGGGGAAACACGAGAAAGGUCCAGCAUGGGCUCACCAUGGCAGUGCCCGCUGCCAGACAUCUUACGGCCCUCCCCUGCUUCCGCCACUCCCAUCUGUGCCUGGCCAGUGGAAGCCUGUCAAUCACAGUGGCUCCUGUGCCUUGCUUUUCUACUGCCGAUAUCAAAAGCAGCUUUUCAAAGGAAGAGGGACUGGUGUCUGAGGUUUCCAUGCCAAUUCACAGGAUGCUGCUUUUCUCUAGCAACAAGAACUUUCUCUUUUCACCUCGCUGAAAUCCCAGCGUUACUUUUUUGGUCAAUUUUCUUACCCAUCUUACUUCAUGUUCAGGGGUAGAUGUUACAGCCGCCUACUUGAUUAACUUCCAGUUUUAUUAUUUACUGUCUUUUUGUAUAAGUGUUUUUAUCUUAAGCUAUGUUGAGUACUCGGGGAAGAAGCAAAUGAGCAUAGAUUGUGUGGAUGUCGGGUGUCAGGUCUAGAUGUCUCUUUCAGUGGAAAUGGACUGUGGCUUCUGCUUCUUUUGGAAAUUCUCUUGUGAUCUGCAGGGACAAGGUGAGACUGUGUCUGGGGCCCGGCCUGGCUUGGUUUUAGCAUCACUGUGGCCCACAGUUCUGUCACCAAGAGACAUGGCACCUGAGGUUACAUGACUGUCAGCCACAGAAGUACAUGAGAAAGAAACACUCAUGAAUUCCAGACUUCCUCCCACUGCUGAGUGCUCACACCUACAUGGUGGCCCUGGGGCCACCAUCCCCAGUGUGUGCCAUAUGAGAGGAGUACUAAUCUGAAGCCUUAGAUGAGCUCAGACCCUGCCCGCCAUUCUCCCACGGCACUGGGCCAAGCUACACUAUCUGCAGGGCUGUAGGAAUCAGGCCCUGGCAGGGGUUAGUAGCACCGUUCCCAUUCCAGUGAGAAUCGGAACCGUGAGCAGCCUCCUUAGGGACACCAGACACUGGUGUGACUGCUGCCUGGACCGCAUGGCACAGACAUAGCCAACCCAUGGUGUCCGGUUAAGUGUUCAGGGGAGGCAGGUGCUGAGGGCAGAGUGGUCUGGACCUGGAGGGUUCUGUCGCAAGGAGAAGAGGCUAGAAGCCCGAGCUGAGGGCUUGGAUUAAGACUGGGUGCUAUCCUGCUGCUGUGGCAGUUCGGAGAGUGACUGUGUCUGCCCCAUGAACAGGGACACCCCCAGCCUGGCACCUACUCCAGAGGUGCUGAUGCAGAGGAUAUGGCUUGUGGUCCUCUUAUUGUGUGGUGUGAUGCAUGGAGCUGCUUCCUGGCUGGUGCCACAAUGCAGGUGGUAGUGGGCCCCUGCAGCCCUUCCACUACCCUACUUUAGGAGGGAGGCCCUCUCUGUCUCAGGAACCUGCCACUGUCCAGCAGGUCUGUCCCGUGGCCAUGGCCAGGUCAGGAAAGAGAAUGGAUGGAGGCUGGGUGGUGAGGUCAGCACCCCAGAGCUCUUCUCUUGCUCUUGUCCCAGAAUCACCCAGUGGGUGGGCCCUUUAGAUACACAGGGGUAGGACUCCUUCCCAGGCUGCUCAACUCGCUGCCAGGCUUGCUACCCUUAGCCUAGGGCUUGGCCCUACCUGGUUGUGCAUCAACAGGGCUCCUGCCCAGCCCCUGCUGGAAAGAGAAGGCAGGGACAGUCUAUGUGGAUGGAGCCUGGAGAAAGCUGCGCCUCCUCCUGUUAGAAC